Messenger RNA from Musa acuminata AAA Group (dessert banana), 2070 nucleotides. RefSeq names its product nucleobase-ascorbate transporter 3. Gene Ontology annotation, biological process: transmembrane transport. The record is from RefSeq and is a predicted model, not a curated record. The coding region runs from base 197 to 1894 and encodes 565 amino acids. NCBI's taxonomy places the organism in Eukaryota, Viridiplantae, Streptophyta, Magnoliopsida, Zingiberales, Musaceae. Gene Ontology annotation, cellular component: plasma membrane; plasmodesma. The transcript has 15 exons. Gene Ontology annotation, molecular function: transmembrane transporter activity.
AAUGUACGUCUCGAUUCCCACCUUUGCCAUAUUUACUAUUGAUUCUCUCACAAACAUCCGAGUUUGUGAGAAGGAAACCGCUCAGUGUUGUUGUUGAUCCAAAUUUACAAAAGAUCUAGGAGGCUGUGGCGAAUAAUAAUAGUAGGAGAAGACCAGAAGCUUGAAGGGAUCACGGUACGCGGUGGUAGAUUGGAGGAUGGGAGGAGAGGCGGGAGCGCCUACGCCCCAGGGGCCGCCGGUGGUUCCGACCGCACCGCCGUCGGUGCAGAUGCAGAUGCCGAUGCCGAUGCCGAUGCCGAUGCCGACGGCUGCUGGGUUUGGAGACGUCCACCCGACUCACCCGCCCCUCGAGCAGCUUCCCAAUCUUCAGUUUUGCCUCCAUUCCAACCCUUCGUGGCCUGAAAUGUUUGCACUUGCGUUCCAACACUACAUAGUUAUGUUGGGAUCAAUUGUCAUGCUAGCUUCUUUUCUCGUCCCUCUGAUGGGUGGAAACCAUGGAGAUAAGGCACGUACUAUUCAGACACUCCUGUUCAUGAGUGGGAUUAAUACCCUUCUCCAGACAUUGAUCGGAACACGGUUACCCACUGUGAUGAACUCAUCUUUUGCGUUCAUCAUCCCUGUCAUGUCAAUUAUCAGAGACUUCAAUUCACGGGCCUACAAUGAUGAACACCAGAGAUUUGUCCAUACUACGAGAACCAUUCAAGGAGCACUGAUAAUUUCUUCGUUCGUCAACAUAUUUAUUGGGUACACCAGAGCAUGGAAAAAACUCUUCAGGUUCUGCAGUCCUGUGACUAUAGUUCCUGUAGUUUGUGUUGUGGGUCUUGGACUGUUCGAGCGAGGCUUCCCUCAGCUAGGAAAAUGUGUUGAAGUUGGAUUGCCAGUGCUGAUAUUGUUAGUAUUAUUAGUUAUCGCCCAACAGCAUACGAAGCAUGUUAAUGAGAGAGCUUACUUUGUGCUUGAGAGGUUCUCAAUCAUUUUCUGUGUCAAAAUUGUAUGGGCUUUUGCUGCUAUUCUUACUGCUGCUGGUGCAUACAACAAUGUCCCCGAGAAGACCAAGUUGCAUUGCCGUACUGAUAGAUCAUACUUAAUAUCAUCUGCUCCAUGGAUUAAGAUCCCGUACCCAUUUCAGUGGGGUGCUCCCAUAUUUGCUGCAAGUCACGUAUUUGGGAUGAUGGGUGCAGUACUUGUUUCAGGUCUUGAGUCUACUGGAGCCCAUUAUGCAGCUGCUCGGCUCGCAGGUGCUACACCACCUCCUGCAUAUGUGCUAAGUCGAAGCAUUGGCCUCCAGGGUGUUGGUAUGCUUCUUGAAGGUAUAUUUGGUGCUGCAGCUGGUUCAACUGCAUCAGUUGAAAACGUUGGACUUCUGGGAUUGACACGCGUUGGAAGUCGGAGAAUCGUGCAGAUAUCGGCUGGUUUUAUGAUAUUCUUCUCCAUCUUCGGAAAGUUCGGUGCGUUGUUCGCUUCAAUUCCAUUACCAAUAUUUGCAGCAGUAUACUGUAUUCUGUUUGGACUCGUCGCUGCUGUUGGUGUCUCAUUUAUUCAAUUCGCCAACAACAACUCCAUGAGGAACCUGUACAUAGUGGGCCUUUCACUUUUCCUUGGUAUAUCUGUUCCUCAGUACUUCAAUGAAUUCACGGCUUCAGCGGGUCACGGACCAGCUAAAACAAAUGCUGGAUGGUUCAAUGACAUAUUAAAUUCUAUCUUCUCGUCGGCUCCAACAGUGGCAUUUAUAGUAGGGAUAGUGCUGGAUAACACACUGGAGGCCCGGACUUCUUUCUCCGACAGAGGGUUCUUAUGGUUGAAUCCUUUAAACAAGAAUGAUGCCAGAAAUGAAGAGUUCUAUAGCUUCCCUAUCAGAGUGCAUGAAUGGAUGCCGACCCGUUUCCUUAGAUAAUAUUGCCAGCCUCCAAACAUGUAAAUUGCACAUGUAUGCAUUCUCCAGAGUUUAUUCUAUAUGUGCUCAUACAUGAUGAAAAUUUAUGUCUGAUCCUUUACAUACCAAAUGUUUCUUAGUCAAAUUCUUCUGAAGCACUUCAAAUCUGGAAUUCAUGAUAAAGGUAGUUAUAUCCA